Molecule: messenger RNA, 4915 nt
Organism: Neodiprion fabricii
Lineage: Eukaryota; Metazoa; Arthropoda; Insecta; Hymenoptera; Diprionidae
Gene: Ube4A
Product: ubiquitin conjugation factor E4 A
Exons: 14
Coding region: 216-3392 (1058 amino acids)
Biological process (GO): protein polyubiquitination
Cellular component (GO): ubiquitin ligase complex; cytoplasm; nucleus
Molecular function (GO): ubiquitin-ubiquitin ligase activity
Source: RefSeq, a predicted model, not a curated record
AAUUGUUUACGGACAGUACUGAUCUCUAUAUAAUUUGUGUAGCAGGGGUUAAGGAUUAUGACGUCAAAAAAAUGAUUUGUCAAAAUGGUAAACAUCGGACAAUGACGAUUAAAGACCUUAAAAAAUAUUGACACCACCAACGCGAGGUCUAUAGAGCUUAACUCCUAGCAUGAUAGCUAGAACGUAAUCUAUAUAGUAAAAUCGCUCCACCGACAAUGUGUGAAAAUGUGAAUCACAAUCCGUUUGCGGGUCUUUUUACAUCCGUAAACGAAGCAGCUUCAUUUUCUACCCAAAACCAACCUUCGACAGUCCAUGCAGACGUAUCAAAAAAUACUGACGAACAUUCGGCAGCAGAGAGUAACAGCGUCAACGAUUCUAAACCAAUCAACACAGCAGCCGAAGCUGAUGCUUUCAUUAACGACAUAGUUGAGGAAGUUUUCGGCUUGACGCUGCAUUCGGAUGGAGCUAAAAUAAAAUCUGGACGACAGCUGGUCUUUCUUGAGGACUUAGCCGCUGCUUUGGCCCCUCAAGAUUGGAUGGAUGCUGAGUCGGUUGAGCACGCUAUUUUUGAACGACUUAUGCUCAGCAAUCCCGGAGGAAAAAUAGUUGACAAUAAAAAUGAAAAACAAACAAACUCUAUCGACGAUCAUGUUUCAGAGACUGAAAUUAUACCCUAUUUGUACGAAAGUUAUCGCAGAUUACUGCGCUAUAAACCAAGCCAUAGAUUGCACGAUACGAUAGAAAACAUCACACGAAUCGUCGUCAGGAAUGUUGGCACUGCUAUGCAGGAACCUGACUUAUUCCAGAGUCAAGAGGUGCACAAGCAAUUUAUAGCAUUGUUUAUGGACGGUGGAGUAGUUGGACAGGAGUUGACCUCCUUUGUAACAGACAUUGUCAACGAGUUAAACUCCGAGGAUAGGGAUGAAAGCCUCAGUGUGAUCAGCACAGCUUUCACGCCAAUCCUGAACAGCAUUCAUCAGGAGGUGGCACAGUCCAAUCUCUUAGUUUUUCGACAAUACUGGUUCGGACUUCUACAGACGUUUGCUUCUGUUGAAGGUCUCGCCUUGUUUCUCAUAUCGCACAGCACUCCUCGUGCUAUGCAAGGAAAAGCGUAUUCAGAUACGCUGUUGGGGGCACUGCUGUGUCUAAGCUGUUUGCCCAAAACUCUCGAAGCUCCGUUUGACUUCUUUGACAAACCUUUGCAACAGUCAGUUACUUCUAUGGAAGGAAAUAUCUGGACAGCGUUGGAUGCGCUCAGCGAAUCGCUACAUAAAGUUUUUCACACUUUACUAAAGUGUUCCACAGAUGUGCGCCACAAAACUUUAAAAUGGAUAGGCGAUUGCCUCCAUGCCAACGCUGGGAGAGGAAAGCUCUGGAAUUCGCAUAGCGAUGCUGGACUGACUAUGACGCUGACUGUAUCCGAUGGUUUCAUGUUAAAUCUCAGCUCAAUAUUGCUCAGGCUUUGCCAGCCCUUUUGUACAAAGUUGAACGAUAGCAAACUGCUGAAAAUCGAUCCAACUUACUGUUCAGUCGAGGCUCAAAAUGAAGAGGAAAGUAAGACACGUGGUCUUCACGCCAAAGGUUUAAGUGGAGAAACAUGUCUCAUUCCAAUACCCGAAGGUGAAACGCGACCAGCAGCUGAAACAUUCGGUUUUGUUACUGAAUGUUUUUACCUGACUCAUAGAGCAUUGGAUCUCGGAUACCGUGUUGUUUUGGAGAAACUCUUGAGAGCAAAUCAGGACUUGGCUCGUAUGCGGCGGAUAUACAGUGAUGCUCAGGGUGGUGGAAACUCUGAAGUACUAGAGGCCAUAACCACGCGAAUGGAAAUGGAAAUGACAAAAUACUUAUCGCUUAGAGCUAGUCUUUUGGCGCCUGAGAUGCUGAGUCUACUGGCAAAAUUCCACGCUGCGACGGCAGUCUGGCUAAUACAGGUCAAUCUGGAUAUUGAGUCUGAUUUUAUUAAGCAUAGUACUUAUGCACCAAGAGAAUUUAAAACCGUCGCGUUCCCGCUACCUGAGACUGUGCCAGAAACUCUAAGAUGCAUUCCCGAAUUUGUGGUCGAAAAUACCGUCGGAUUUCUCUGCUUUUUGCGACGUUUGAAUCCAAACACGUUCGAAGAACAAGGACCGAGCUUUUUGAACCCAAUCCUAACAGAGGUCGUCGCGCUGAUGGAGUCUCAACGGCGUUUAUAUAACCCUCACCUUCGAGCGAGACUCGCCGAAGGACUCGAAGCGCUCUUACCUUUAAACGAGGAACCCUCAAAUCAAGCGGUAGCUACGCUGGGAGUUUUUCACAGAGAGCAAUUAUUUGUUACUCAUCCCCACAGACAUCAGAUAGUUACAAAUUUGCUCCAAGUAUUUGUGGGAAUCGAGAUGACAGGUCAGAGCGUUCAAUUUGAACAGAAAUUUAACUAUCGACGACCAAUGUACAUAGUUAUGGAUUAUUUAUGGAAAAUACAGGAACACAGGAAUAAUUUCAAGCAACUGGCUAAAGAGGCUGAACAAAACAUGGAAGCAGUGCAGCCACCACUGUUUCUCAGAUUCAUGAAUUUACUUAUGAACGACGCGGUAUUUCUCCUCGAUGAAGCACUCUCGAAUAUGGCACAACUCAAGCAACUAUUCCAGGCAAGAGAAAAUGGCGAGUGGGAUAAACUUCCGCCGCACGAAAGAGAGCAACAGAUGGGAUAUCUGACGCAUAUCGGUAUGAUAGCCAGAUUUGACAAUAUUCUCGGCAGAGAAACCAUACACACUUUGGAAAUGCUCACUUCUGAGAUUAUAUCCAUAUUCUGUCAUCCCACUAUGGUCGAUCGCAUCGCUUCGAUGCUCAAUUAUCUACUGCUGCAAUUAGUCGGACCUAAUCAGAAAAAUCUUAAGGUCAAGGAUCAGAAAGAAUACGACUUCAAACCGGCAAAUCUGGUCUUAAAUAUCUGCAAGAUAUACAUAAACCUGAGUCACAACGAAGCUUUUACACUGGCCGUUUCUCAAGACGGACGUUCCUACAGUCCGGAAUUAUUCAAACUCGCGGAAAAUGUUCUAGUACGCAUCGGAGGUGGCGGGAUACUUGGGGAUCUUGACCAGUUUGCAAAACGGGUCGAGGAAGCUGCUAAUCAGAAAAAACAAGAGGAAGAAAUACUUUCUGGUGCCCCUGACGAGUUUUUAGACCCGAUUAUGUCCACGCUAAUGACAGAUCCAGUCAUUUUACCGUCUUCAAAGAUUGUAGUGGAUCGCCAAACUAUUGCAAGACACUUGUUAAGUGACCAGACGGAUCCCUUCAAUCGAUCGAUGUUGACGAUGGAUAUGGUGAAAUCGGAUACGGAAUUGAAAGACAAAAUAGAGGAAUGGAUUGCUCAGAAAAGGAAAGAAAAUAUUCUGGGAAGUAGUAGUGAAAAAUAAUAUCACUAUUUCGUGGUGCUGCUUGGUUAAACCAAUAAAAAAAAUGUACAAGUAUGAAUUUACUGGAUUAUAGGUAUCCAGAAAGAGUUUACUGCUUUUGAUGAUGUGUAACAAUUCGACGAAACGUAUGAAUAGAAAAAUUUUAUCACAAAUCUGAGAGUCUGCAAUUUUGCCACGUCGCAUCAAUAAUGAGCAAGAUUUUAUUACCCGAACCCAAAUAACAGUGUAAUCCAUAUUUAGAAUUCUCCAACUUGAUACUACUUUAUAAUUUGUGUUCAAUAAUCAGCUUGCAGUAUCUUUUACGAGUGAAAUCAAUCAACCACCGAUGCAAUCUUAUGCAAGUAGAUUUUUAUACCGUGUAUAUGUGAUACAAUUGAUUAGCAACUUUGCUUUUAUCAAUUUGCUAAAUAACUUCACUAUCGGGAUUGAAUCAUUGCAGACUGCGUAUUGACAAUUACCAAUAAUUACAAUAUUAUCAAGAACUUUUAUCAACACUAUGCUAAUUUUGUUUCAUUUUAUCGCGGAUAAUAGCUUUGUCCCAUCUGUAGAUGGGACGAUUAUCAAAAUUUUGAAACAUUCCAUACUAAAAAGAGCAAGUUCCUUUGUGUGUUAUGAAAAAUUGCUCGAAUCUGCUGCAUUGUAAUCAAAUGUUGAUUCCUAACAAUACGAUUUGUUUGAAUUUCGGAAAUAUAGCGUGCACAAUUUAAUAAUUACUUCGAACCCAGUAGAAAUAUGAAGUUCAACUUAGUAAAAAAAAUUAUGGAUACAUCAUAACGUGGUUGUCGCUAUUGUAAAUAGUUGACAUAUUUAAUUUCUGCUGUCAUGAGUUUAAAUUGAAUAGAAUAUUUGAACAAAAUGACUUUUCACUGAUUAUAAUGUUCAAAGACUUCUUCAAAUUUCGGAAAAAAAUUUAUGAUUUUUAGUUCAGCAGUCAAUCGAAGUUUAUGAAUGGAAAAAAAAUAGUUUAUUGUAAUAUAAUUUUUGUAUUAAUAAUUAUGGAAUUAUAGCAUUCUACUUUUUUUCCCCGAAAUAAUCAUGUGUAUAAAAAUAGCAUUUCACAAAACUUUAAAGCACGAUAGGUUCAAUUUCUUUCUGGAUAUUGGAAAAUUUAUCACUGCCUCUAAUCAAGGCUAAAUGUCAAUAAAAUGUUAUGGAAUAAACUGUUGAUGUAUUAUAAUUAACGUAUUGAUUAUUUAGCAUAUACCUCUCUCCGUAAAUGCCCAAAAUUUCCGCAACCAGUUACCGUUUCUCGCGUCGAUGGUAAAAAGUUACUUAUAAACACAUGAAUAAAUGAAUAGAGAAUGAAUACAAGACGCUAAUCGCCAUUCCUCACAUAUCGAUGAUGCAGCGGGCUAAUUAAAUAUCAUAAUCAACAAUAUAAAGAUCUAUUUAUGCAUAAUUACCACAUGUCUCGAACAUGGGUUUCGGUGAUUUGUUUUGUUUUAAAUAGAUCAUACAUUAUCUCGAUAUCUCUGCCUGCAUGAGAGAGCAAAAUACAAUAAAUAUCCUGAUAAAAAAAAAAA